Molecule: messenger RNA, 856 nt
Organism: Dendrobium catenatum
Lineage: Eukaryota; Viridiplantae; Streptophyta; Magnoliopsida; Asparagales; Orchidaceae
Product: glycine-rich RNA-binding protein RZ1A-like
Exons: 1
Coding region: 102-524 (140 amino acids)
Molecular function (GO): nucleic acid binding; zinc ion binding
Source: RefSeq, a predicted model, not a curated record
UGUUAUUUCUUUUGAUUACUGAGGCCAAGCUGGUGGUUGUUGAUAAGUUUUCUGGUCGAUCUCGUGGAUUUGGUUUUGUUACAUAUGAUGAGAAAAGAGCUAUGGAAGAUGCCAUUGAUAAAAUGAAUGGAAUGAGCCUUGAUGGACGGUCUAUAACUGUAGACAGAGCUCAGCCACAAGGUUCAAGCAGAGAUCGUGAUGGAGGACAUGAUUAUGACCGUGAUAGGGAUCGGGAUCGUGGGCGUAGCUCUGGUGGGGGUCGAGGUUCUGGCGGAGACUGUUUUAAAUGUGGCAAGCCUUGUCAUUUUGCCAGAGAGUGCCCUAGUGAUGAUAGGUAUGGAGGUAGGGAUGACAGAUCUGGGGGAGGUGGCAGCAGUAGCCGUUAUGGAUCUGAUCGUGGUGGAGAUCGCUAUAGUGGACGUAGCCGAGAUAGUGGCAGUCGUGGUGGAUCAGGGAGUGAUCGUUAUAAUCGUGAUCGUUCUGGUCCGUAUGAACGCCCGAGUGGCGGCAGCUAUCGCAGUUGAUGAGGUGGUCACUUUUGUUUCAGGUGGUCAAUUGCGGUGGAGCUGCCUUUGUCAAAAGCUUUAUGGUGGCGUGCUGCUUGCUUGGUGACUGGCAACCAUGAACAUGCUUUCUUUCCUUCUAAGAUUUACCGGCGUGCUCUUCUUUUGCAAGUUUGGAUCUUUUACUGGAUGAUCUAUUGUGUUUAUCUGUCAGAUGUUCAUUUGCUGAUUGCAUCAACUGCUGCUUAAUAGUUGCUUGACCUGAAACUGAUCUUGGUACAUUAGUUUACAACUGUUGAUACUAAAUUCGAGUUGAUUGGCAAUCAAUCUCCUUUCUGGUUCUAAAAAAAAAA